Arabidopsis thaliana (thale cress) is the source of this 844-nucleotide messenger RNA. RefSeq lists its product as uncharacterized. The coding region runs from base 248 to 637 and encodes 129 amino acids. The record is from RefSeq and is marked reviewed. The transcript has a single exon. Lineage: Eukaryota; Viridiplantae; Streptophyta; Magnoliopsida; Brassicales; Brassicaceae.
GGAAGUAAAUCAGUUACAAGAAGUGGAUGAGGAUGAAACAGCUUUGGUCAACUAAUUACAACGUAACUUUGAAAAACAAGACCUUCUACGUAAAGACUAAUCAACCUUUGUAUUCUCUCCCAACAUGGCCGUACAAAUCUAAUCUUUUUCCCUCGAGCCUUAUAUCCAUUUUUUAAUAUUAACAAUCAAACAUUUAAGCUAUAAAUACUUAUCUCAACAAACUCAAUCAUCAAAUAAACACAACAAAAUGGGAAACUGCAUAUGCGUAACGGAAAAAACGACGACGUCGUGGUCAGGAGACGAUAAUGGAUCAUAUAACAAGAGAAGGAGAAGAAGAAGAUCCACCGUGGUUCACGACGACAACGACGACGGAGAGAAGCUGCUCGGAGAAACAAGCAACGUUACGUCAACAAGUUCGUCAUCGUCUUCUGAGAGAAGAGAGAUUAAGAUAAGGAUAACGAAAAAGGAACUUGAAGAUCUCAUGAGAAACAUUGGUUUGAAGAGUUUAACGGCGGAAGAGAUUCUUUCUAAGUUAAUUUUCGAAGGUGGAGACCAAAUCGGAUUCUCUGCGGUCGAUGUGACGAAUCACCACCAACCAUGGAAACCGGUGUUGCAAAGCAUACCGGAGAUGGAUUAGUGUUAUUUUUUUAUUUUUCUUAUAAAAAAAUAGAUAAAAAAAUCUGAGUGAUGCGUGUGUCUAAACUUGACCCUCUCGACAGGUGAUUUUAGCUUUAAAAAAGUAUGUACAUGUUUGGUUUUGUAAUUAAUUUUUUUAUUGAAAUUGUUUGUUUUAUUGUCUUCGCCAUUUAUCAGACCUAAAAGCUAGAUGUUGAUUGAUGUUUAG